AUGGCGGUUCUAUCCCCAUGGCGCCCCGCGUCGCUGCCCACAGUGGCUCUCCUACUCUCCUCAAUCGUCCUCGCUGUCUCUCUCCAAGUCCCCAAUCCUGCAGCAGAUUCCUCCCUCUACGUAGUUCAGUUGCGCUCCGCGCCGGCCGUUGCCGUAUAUCAUGGCGGCUUUCCCGGGUUUCCCGGCACCGCCGCCGUCCGAAACCCCGCAUCCCAAGUCGCGAAUGCCGCCGGCCGCCUGUUUUCGCGGCGGCCGCGGGUGAAUUUGAAGAUGCCGCACGUGCGCGCGUUUACGGAGAUGCUCAAACGGCAGCAGCGGCGGGUGGCGCGGGAUGUGGGGAUCGGCGCGAGCCGCCUCUUGUACAGCUACACGCACGUGGCGAACGGGUUCGCGGCGGAGCUGACGGCGGGGGAGGCGCGGCGGAUGCGGCGGCACCCCGCGGUGGGCAGCGUGACGCGCAGCGGGCGCUUCCGCCUGCUCACGACGGCGUCGCCCGCGUUCCUGCAGCUGCCGCCGUCGCUGUGGGCCGCGGCGGGCGGGCAGAGCAGCGCGGGCGAGGACGUGGUGGUGGGGGUCGUGGACACCGGCAUCUGGCCCGAACACAAGUCCUUCGCUAACGACUCGUCCUCCGCGGCGUUCCUCUACGGCGGUGCGCCGGAGGGGUGGCAGGGGUCGUGUAAGAAGAGCGCGGACUUCCCCGCGUCCGCGUGCAACGGCAAGAUCGUCGGCGCGCAGGUGUUCUACGCGGGCUUCAAGCGCGACUCGCGCGACCGCAUGGACUUCACUAAAGACUGGCUCUCGCCGCGCGACGCCGACGGCCAUGGCACGUGGUGCUCGGGCGCGUCAACGGGCAACGGCAACGUGCAGACGAACACGCUGGGCCCGAUCAGCGGCAUGGCGCCGCGCGCGCGGGUGGCGAUGUACAAGGUGUUUUGGAAGGAGCGCGGCGGGUACAUGUACGCCACGUACGCCGACAUCUUCGCCGCCGUCAACCGCGCCGUGGCGGACGGCGUGGACGUGCUCAGCCUGUCGCUGGGCGGGUCUGACAGCUCCGCCACCUACUUUGACGACUCCACCUUCAUUAAUGUCCACGCGGCAGGUGUAGUGGUAGCUUUCGCAGCGGGCAAUGCGGGCAGUCCGUGGCGAGUGGGCAUGGGGUACCGCACUCUGGAUAACUUCUCACCGUGGUACAUCACGGUUGGCGCCAGCACGAUCAGCCGAUUCUCAACAAUGACAGGAGCUGCCGUAUCUUCAUCCUCGUCGUCAUCAUCGCCUGUCAAACCGACCGAAACAGCAACAUCGCCCAACGAAGCACCAAUAGUGGCGGGCUUCUCAUCAACAGGCCCGCUCGUCGCCCCUCUUCUCAACCCCGAAUCCCCGAAGCCCACCAACGACAUCCUCAAGCCAGACAUCCUCGCGCCUGGCGUGUCCCUCUGGGCGGCUACUGCUGGGUCGUCUCUGACCGACACCACGAGUCGAUACUCGCGGCUCUCAGGAACCUCGAUGGCCACGCCUCACAUCGCAGGGAUUGCUGCGCUGCUCGUGCAGCGAAACCCCGAGUGGACUCCCGCCCAGAUCAUUUCCGCUAUGAUGACGACUGCCACAGUGCGGAACAACAAGGGGACGCUGAUUCGGAACUCCAACGGGGACAUCGCGACACCCUGGGAGACGGGCGCGGGGCAUGUGAAUCCGAUGAAGCUUCUAGAUCCUGGAUUGACUUAUGAUGCCAACGAAACGGAUUUCCGGAAUUUUCUCGCUGGGCAGGCGCUCACCCGAGCGAAGAAAUUGUUCAAAGGGAUUACUUUGCAGUCCAUCAAGGCUUAUAACCUCAAUAGGCCUUCGAUCGCUGUUGGACGGCUUGCUGGUACAGUAACCGUUCAGCGGCGUGUUACAAAUGUGGCUGAUACAGCUUCGACAUACACAGCAGCGGUUGCAGGCAUGGACGGGGUUUCGGUCACGGUGAAACCACCAAGUUUCACCAUAGAGCCGGGAGGAGGUACCACGGAGCUCGUUCUCAAAUCCAACGUGCAUCUCACAGCCCCCCUCCCCGCACUCGAAGGAUUUGCCAGGCUAACCAUCACGGGCGCAUGUGCCGUCGACAGGUGUAUCAUCAGCGGAAAUAACGCCUUCCCCAUAUUCACCUCCCCGUCGUCCGGCUCCACUGGGGGAAUACUGAACCUGCGCAACCUCACCUUCCAGGAGGCGUCUUUUGAGUCUUACUCGGUGACAAAAAGUGUUUCCCUGCGCUACUUCUCCCUCUGCAUCUUCUACAACAACACGACGCCCACUGGGGGGGGUGGCGCCUUGAGCAUCAACUCGGGGUACCCCCAAGGCCAGGGGCCCGCGCUGACAAUUACGGGCAGCUACUUCAGGAACAACAGCGCGCCCAAGGGGCAAGGAGGGGUGAUUAGGGUGGAGGGGACUGGCAAAGUUGUGUUCAAGUCAUGCUUGUUCGAUGGGAACAGCGCUGGUGUGUCAGGGGGGGCCAUCUACUCCAACGGCACCUCCCUCACUAUCGACCACGUCUCCUUCAGGGACAACAAGGCUAUUGGCGUUCCCCCUACCACCACCUGUGGCAUGGGCGGCGUUCUAUUCGCAGUCUCAGGGCUCUACAGCAUGGUGUAUCUCCGCUUCUGCGCGUCUUCCUUCUCGGGCAACACGGGCUGCGUUGAGUCUGUCAGCACGCUGUAUCUGCUGACAGUUCCAGGCGGCUCAAAGUUUCCAGCGUCUGUGGUUUUUUGCAAUGGGACCAGCAAGCCGGCUGGGUUGCUCGUGCCCUCAAGUGGGUGGCGCGAGUUGAGCAGUUGCACUUCCAGGUGA
Molecule: messenger RNA, 2820 nt
Organism: Closterium sp. Yama58-4
Lineage: Eukaryota; Viridiplantae; Streptophyta; Zygnematophyceae; Desmidiales; Closteriaceae
Source: the annotation of a GenBank genome assembly